ACCAUCCGUGUCAUUCCAUUAUAACCCUCUCCACUCAUAAUGGAAUGUUCCUCGGCCCAGAGCGUUGCCCAGCCCAGGAAUUUUCUCAAGUGCUGUCCGGCCGUUUGAGACCCAUCACCCUCCCCUCCCUACCACCCGCAUCCACCCCAGAACCCGACUGUGCUCCAUUUUGAGAUGUGUUCUUUGCAUGUCAAGUGCCUCUUGUGUGAUGUGAUUGUCCCGUUGUCACAAGUGAAUUUGUACCUGGAAACAAACACGCUGUGAUGAUAUUUCCAAAAUUACAGCUGAGGGGCCUGCUGGGCUGUGGGUAAUUACUUCCAGUUAAUAUGGGCACAUGGAAAUACGCCUUGAGACCAGAGCAGCGAUUGCUCCUCCUGCUUCAGAGUCGGGCCAGUCCUCUGGGAGGCUGCUGUCGUUAGAACGGGCCUGUUGCAGUGGGGUGGCUCUCCCCGGAAGAGCUUUCUACCAGCCCCCUCAGACUUCCUGCCAACUCCCCUCCUCCCUCUGUUUCAUGGUUUUACCACUGUUGGUGACAGCCGUGGUUUACAGCAUUCACAGUUUGCAUUUUCUGGGCACUGUGUGUCAUGCUUAGUGCUUCUCCUGCGUGAGCCCCUCUCCUGAGAGGUAGGUGUGAUCAUUGUCCCCAUUUGGUGUAUGAGGGAACUAGAUCAGAGAAGGCUGAGUAAUUGCCCCAAGUCUCCCAGUAGGUAAAUGGGGAGCAGAGACUCUAACCGAGGUCUGCCUGUCUGAGCUGCAGUCGCCAUCCACUGGGUCCCGUGCUGCUCUGGUAAUAUUCACCCAGCCAAUCCUUAAGUGAGGAUUUUAUUUAAAAAAUAAAUAAAAGCUCACAUUGGCAUAAGGCUUCUCAAAUUUACUAAGCAUAUCCACAUGCAUAGUCAGCUAAUCCUUGAAAUGACCCUGCAGGAAGGAGAGUGAAGCCCCAAGAUGUUCGAUGAGCAUCUCAGUGCUGGCCAGCAGGCAGGACGGGAGGCCACGUUCAUGUGCAAAGGCAGCUUCUCCUCUGCCACGUGCUCACGCAGAGGGCAGCUUUCCUGUUUAGCAAGUUCUGAGUAACGCACUUGAAGAAUGAGUAUAUUAUGUGUUGCAUUCAGGAAGCAUUAAAUUAGUAGUUAAUCCUGUGCAGCCAGAUGUCCAGGGCCAGUCUCAGCAGAGGGGACACUAACUUUAAUUUCCUUUUUCUCACUGAGCACCACAGUUUGUGGUGCUGUCAGGAGCCGCUUCCUCUGGAACAUUUUCACGUGUCAGAGCUCAGCGCAGCCUGUGUUUCUAGUUCAUUCCGCUACUCCACCCUCCAGUCUUCCCCUUUUGGGGAAGGCUUAACUUUUACGAAGAGGAAGUUUUCAUAGCGCUCCAAUCCCUUUACCUUCCCCUCGGACUUCUGUGUUUUCUCUUUGGCUGUAAAAAUAUAGUGAGAAGUCUUUUUAAAAUUCAAGUGUUUCCUUGUGGGUGCAUUUCACAUUGAGGGAGAACAGUUUCCCCCUUUCUUCUUUCCAAAACUAGUGUGCUUAAGAAGUGAGGGCUUCUCUGUCCUAGAGAAUCUAGCUCAUGGCGACUUCAGAUGCAAGCUUUGCCUUGAAGUAAAAUUGCUGGUUUACUUAACUUAACAGCAAAGCCCAGCUGCACAUAGCUCAUCCCAGGGGGUUCUGUUCAGGGAUCCAGGAAAUAGGAUGGCUGAGUACGCUCCCAUGACACUCACGUGAGUGAGCUCUCACCAAGUGACACCAGAGAGAAGACUGGGAGCCCAGCUGACAUGACCUCAGCCUCCUGCACACCUAAAAGGACAGGUUAUCACAACCUUAUUUUUAGUUUCUGUGGAAGGUAAAUGCAAAACUUCUUGCCCCGAACCCUACAUGGUAAUGGAAAUCUAUGGUCCCAUAACUUUUGUGUUUUUGCUUAAAUCUUCGAAAUUGAAAACAAUCCCAAACAAUCCUAUAUCUUCCCAUAAUGUUUUCUAAGAAGAUUCACCAUGUUCCGAAAUGAGUCUGCAGCAUUACUAGCUGGGCUUAUAAAAAUAUCUAGAAAUAAACUAGGGAUGAUCUGAUAGACCAUUUAAUGUGUGUAAUGCAUGUACACUUUUCAGCUUCUGGAAUGAAGGAUGAAUGCAGGAUGAAUGCUCAUCUCUGGAAGAGGCCCAAACGGGAGAUUUCAUGCUACAACCACUGGUUCUCACGCAGGGGUGCAUCUCAAGCCACCGAGUCCAGCUUUGCACGUGAAGCCUGGGCACUUGACACAUCGAACAAAGUGACCCUGAGAGGCUCCCCUGCUUGAGGACCACUGGCUAAAACUGAUGGAACUAAACCCCCCUGUGUCUGUGAAUAACAGAACUGAAAGAAAUCUGUGCAGCAGAUCUUUAUGCCACAAGGACAAGUAUCUUGUUGCUCAAAUAUGGUUUUCUGAAGCCUGUCAAACGUCCUUUGUGGAGGAAAAAGAGCCAAAACAUUAGAGCGUAGGCAUUACCAUGACUCGCAUCUCUGUGUCCGCCGGGUCGCUGGGAUGGCGGGAGAGAAGUAACACCUGUGAGAGAGAAAGGGCGGAAGGAGAACUGCGCGAAGGCUGCAGCCUGGCCGAGCCUCUGCCAGCCCACGGGGCCUCAGGAGCAGACUGCCUGUUCAGAGACCGCCACCCCUGCCCCCUCACCCCGCCCGGCUCAGUCUUAGGCCAGGGCACCCUGAGAAGACUGUGAAGACCACUCCAAACGGAGGUGGACUUGGAGGACUUGCAGCUGGGGGCUGUCAGCUGCCGGCUUCCUCACAGCUGGGCAGGGGGUCUUUCUUAAUCGGCUCACGUCUGCCGCACUCCCCAAAGACUUUAGAAAGUCAGUUCCGCUGGGCCUUUCAGAGUUUGGCCAGCAGCAGCUGGAGCAGGGAGGUAGCACCAAGGGGUGGUCCCCUGCAGGAGCCCAGUGCCUUAGGGAGACGGAUGAAGGGAGGGGAAUGGAAGAAACAGGGAGAGAAACUUGGCUCGUUCGAUUUCAUUCUGUUUAGGGCAUGUGUUAGGUGGUGGAACUUGGAAGGAUAGGGCACUAAGGUUUGAAGAAUCUGAAAAUCUUCUCACGUAGAGAGGGAAGCCCAGAGAGGUUGUGUGUCAACCAAGGUCACCCAGCGGUGGCGGGACUCAGGGAUGCACGGGGCUGCACUCAGCUUGGUGUCUGCUCACGCCUGCACACCCCUCUGCUGACACAGAAUGAGCCUUGUCACUUUGUUCCCCUUGACCCCAAACUCUACCCAGUGAAGGAAGUCUAUGGCUCCAGAAUUUUGUGCUCCUGCCUAAAUCUUCCAAACUGAAAUGAUCCCAAGGUUCUCCCACACCGUACCCAAAACAGCACACCCUUAGUCUAGGGAUGUCCUGUGUCGGAAUGUAUCAGCAGGUAGAGGUGUGGAUCCCCGGGCACCUGAGGCCCACAGCCGUUUACGGAACAUCCACCAUCUCUCUGCUUUGCUUUUUGGUUAUAGUGUCAUCAAGACAUAAAUUGAUAAAGCCAUCUGAAGCCUUUAAACUAAUCCCACAAUUUGUUAUCCUGACACCACAGAAAAUAGAGCAUCAUUAAUCUCCUACACUUAUUGAUUUGGGACCUCAGUUGAAAGACUGACUGCUUUCCUCCUCCUCUUCCUCCUGCUGCCCCUCCCCCUCCUCAUAGUGUUCCAGUUCCCAUGUCCUGACCCACGGUGUCCCGAUAACCCCUGGAAAGACAGGCGAUGGGCCUCCCCGAGUGUGAGCCAUGAGUCCAGACCCCGCUGAGUUAGGGGCCGCCGCGGCCUCCCUCCGGCUCUUCUCCAGCCUCGGCCCGGACAGCUUCCCUGGACUUCAGCAGAUAAAUAGUGUGGCCCGGCGCUGCCAUGGGCGAGCUGAGUCAUGCCCUUGGCGGGGUCAGGGAGCCAGCAGGAGGAGACCAAUAGCCCUGGCGAGUCUCCUUCGGGGGUCCUAAUGCCCUUUGCCCCGCAGGUGCAGGACAUCGCCCCGUCCCCACCCCCCGGAGCAGAGUCAUCUGAGAGCCUGGCUGCUGCCCAUCCCUGGGUGUAAUUCUGCCACCAGUAUUUUCCCAGCAGGAAGCAGCAGUCUCAGCACAGAAAUAAAACUGUCCUGCUGACUUGCUCGCAGCCUGUCCCAGUAACUGUUCCGGAGCGUCAUGCUGACGCAGCACCCCAUGAGGACCGUGCCGGGCAGGCUGCGAGCCUUCCCGUUAGCCGUGCCGGCGGGACAAAUCAAGGCCCUGGCCAUUGAACAACUUCUGAGCCUGCUCUUUAAGAAGGUGCUUUUGUUUUGAAUACACAAUUUGUCCUGUUCUUUCAAAAAUCUGUACCAGAACAGGUUCCUAGGCCUGGCCGCCAUGGCGUCUCCAUCUAGAAACUCCCAGAGCCGACGCCGGUGCAAGGAGCCGCUCCGCUACAGCUACAACCCUGACCAGUUCCACAACAUGGACAUCAGGGGUGGCCCCCAUGACGGCGUCACCAUUCCCCGCUCCACCAGCGACACUGACCUGGUCACCUCGGACAGCCGCUCCACGCUCAUGGUCAGCAGCUCCUACUACUCCAUAGGGCACUCGCAGGACCUGGUGAUCCACUGGGACAUAAAGGAGGAGGUGGACGCUGGAGACUGGAUUGGCAUGUACCUCAUUGAUGAGGUCUUGUCGGAAAACUUUCUGGACUAUAAGAACCGCGGAGUCAAUGGUUCUCACCGGGGCCAGAUCAUCUGGAAGAUCGAUGCCAGCUCUUACUUUGUGGAACCUGAAACUAAGAUCUGCUUCAAAUACUACCACGGAGUGAGCGGAGCCCUGCGAGCUACCACCCCCAGCGUCACGGUCAAGAACUCGGCAGCUCCCAUUUUUAAAAGCAUUGGCUCUGAUGAGACUGUCCCAGGGCAAGGAAGUCGGAGGCUGAUCAGCUUUUCUCUCUCAGAUUUCCAGGCCAUGGGGUUGAAGAAAGGGAUGUUUUUCAACCCAGACCCUUAUCUGAAGAUUUCCAUCCAGCCCGGGAAGCACAGCAUCUUCCCUGCCCUCCCUCACCACGGGCAGGAGAGGAGAUCCAAGAUCAUAGGCAACACCGUGAACCCCGUCUGGCAGGCCGAGCAAUUCAGUUUUGUGUCCUUGCCCACUGACGUGCUGGAAAUCGAGGUGAAGGACAAGUUCGCCAAGAGCCGUCCCAUCAUCAAGCGCUUCUUGGGAAAGCUGUCGAUGCCUGUUCAGAGACUCCUGGAGAGACACGCCAUCGGGGAUAGGGUGGUCAGCUACACACUUGGCCGCAGGCUUCCAACAGAUCAUGUGAGUGGACAGCUGCAAUUCCGAUUUGAGAUCACUUCCUCCAUCCACCCAGAUGAUGAGGAGAUGUCCCUGAGUACGGAGCCUGAAUCGGCACAAACUCAGGACAGCCCCAUGAGCAACCUGGUGGAGAGCAGCCGCAGGGAGCCCGCGUGUGAUGCCGCAGAGCCCUCGGAGAGCUGGAAGCCAGAGCCGCCGAGUGACGGCUGCGCCCUGGACGGGUCGGGGGACGAGAGCCUGGAGCUUGCCAGGCCAGCUGAGGAAGCGGCUGGCACCGCCCAGGCGGCAGAUGAUGGCACCGACUCGCUGGGACCUGCAGGGGCCGGGGAGCUCCUGGCCCCGGGGCAAAAUGACAGCCAGCCCGCCCUGAGUGCAGAAGAACUGGCCGAGGAGCUGGACCUGGGUGGGGAGGCGCCGCCACUGCUGCUGGAAGACGGGGACGCUCCAGCCAGCACCGAGGGGCCCAUGGAGGAGGAAGCGGCAACAGAGACCCAGGCUGGAGGGGCGGAGGAGAAGGACCCGGAGGAGGAGGAGGAGGGCGACGUGCCUACGCUGGAGCAGGGAGGGGGCAGGCUGCAGCUGCGGGGCUCGGUGAAGAGAAAAAGCAGGCCAUGCUCCUUGCCUGUGUCCGAGCUGGAGACGGUGAUCGCGUCGGCCUGCGGGGACCCCGAGACCCCGCGGACACACUACAUCCGCAUCCACACCCUGCUGCACAGCAUGCCCUCGGCCCGCGGCGGGGUCGCCCCGGAGGAGGAGGACGGCGCGGAGGAGGAGUCCACCCUCAAGGAUUCCUCGGAGAAGGACGGGCUCAGCGAGGUGGACACGCUGGCAGCUGACCCGCCCGUCCUGGAAGAGGAUGGGGACGAGCCCGAGGGGGCCACUCCGGGCACGGCGCCCCCUGGCCACGCCGGGGGCCGCUACCCCAGCUUCGCCAACGGCGCGGUCCCAGACGGCGACACGCACCCCAGCACUGGGAGCGAGAGCGACUCCAGCCCCCGGCAAGGCGGGGACCACAGCUGCGAGGGCUGCGACGCGUCCUGCUGCAGCCCCUCGUGCUACAGCUCCUCGUGCUACAGCACGUCCUGCUACAGCAGCUCCUGCUACAGCGCCUCCUGCUACAACGGCAACCGCUUCGCCAGCCACACGCGCUUCUCCUCCGUGGACAGCGCCAAGAUCUCCGAGAGCACCGUCUUCUCCUCGCAAGACGACGAGGAGGAGGAGAACAGCGCGUUCGAGUCGGUGCCCGACUCGGUGCAGAGCCCUGAGCUGGACGCGGAGUCCGCGAACGGCGCUGGGCCGUGGCAAGACGAGCUGGCCGCCCCUGGCGGGCACGUGGCAAGAACCACUGAAGGUCUGGAGUCCCCCGUGGCGGGUCCAAGCAGUCGGAGAGAAGGUGAAUGUCCUAUACUCCAUAAUUCCCAGCCAGUAAGCCAGCUUCCUUCCUUGAGGCCUGAACAUCAUCACUACCCAACAAUCGAUGAGCCUCUUCCACCAAACUGGGAAGCUCGAAUUGACAGCCAUGGGCGGGUCUUUUAUGUGGACCACGUGAACCGCACAACCACCUGGCAGCGUCCAACGGCAGCAGCCACCCCGGAUGGGAUGCGGAGAUCGGGGUCCAUCCAGCAGAUGGAGCAGCUCAACAGGCGGUAUCAAAACAUCCAGCGAACCAUCGCAACAGAGAGGCCUGAGGAAGAUUCUGGCAGCCAAAGCUGUGAGCAAGUCCCGGCAGGAGGAGGUGGAGGUGGAGGGAGUGACUCAGAGGCUGAAUCUUCCCAGUCGACCUUAGAUCUGAGGAGAGAAGGGUCACUUUCUCCGGUGAACUCUCAAAAGAUCACCUUGCUGCUGCAGUCCCCAGCGGUCAAGUUCAUCACCAACCCCGAGUUCUUCACUGUGCUGCAUGCCAAUUAUAGUGCCUACCGAGUCUUCACCAGUAGCACCUGCUUAAAGCACAUGAUCCUGAAAGUCCGGAGGGACGCCCGCAAUUUCGAGCGCUACCAGCACAACCGGGACCUGGUGAAUUUCAUCAACAUGUUCGCAGACACUCGGCUGGAACUGCCCCGGGGCUGGGAGAUCAAAACGGACCAGCAGGGAAAGUCUUUUUUCGUGGACCACAACAGUCGAGCUACCACUUUCAUUGACCCCCGAAUCCCUCUUCAGAACGGUCGUCUUCCCAACCACCUGACUCACCGGCAGCACCUCCAGCGGCUCCGCAGCUACAGCGCAGGCGAGGCUUCAGAAGUCUCUAGAAACAGAGGAGCCUCUUUACUGGCCAGGCCAGGACACAGCCUAGUAGCUGCUAUUCGGAGCCAACAUCAACAUGAGUCCUUGCCACUGGCAUAUAAUGACAAGAUUGUGGCAUUUCUUCGCCAGCCAAACAUUUUUGAAAUGCUGCAAGAGCGUCAGCCAAGCUUGGCAAGAAACCACGCACUCAGGGAGAAAAUUCAUUACAUUCGGACCGAGGGUAACCACGGGCUUGAAAAGUUGUCCUGUGACGCAGAUCUGGUCAUUUUGCUGAGUCUCUUUGAAGAAGAGAUCAUGUCCUACGUCCCCCUGCAGGCUGCCUUCCACCCUGGGUACAGCUUCUCUCCCCGCUGUUCGCCCUGCUCCUCACCUCAGAACUCCCCAGGUUUACAGAGAGCCAGUGCAAGAGCCCCUUCGCCCUACCGGAGAGACUUUGAGGCCAAGCUCCGCAAUUUCUACAGAAAACUGGAAGCCAAAGGAUUUGGGCAGGGUCCAGGGAAAAUUAAGCUCAUUAUUCGUCGGGAUCACUUGUUGGAGGGAACCUUCAAUCAGGUGAUGGCCUAUUCCCGGAAAGAGCUCCAGAGAAACAAGCUCUACGUCACCUUUGUUGGAGAGGAAGGCCUGGACUACAGCGGCCCUUCCCGAGAGUUCUUCUUCCUUUUGUCUCAGGAGCUCUUCAACCCUUACUACGGACUCUUUGAGUACUCAGCAAAUGACACUUACACAGUGCAGAUCAGCCCCAUGUCUGCGUUUGUAGAAAACCAUCUUGAAUGGUUCAGGUUUAGUGGCCGCAUCCUAGGCCUGGCUCUGAUCCACCAGUACCUCCUGGACGCUUUCUUCACGAGGCCCUUCUACAAGGCGCUGCUGAGACUGCCCUGUGACUUGAGUGACCUGGAAUAUCUGGACGAGGAAUUCCACCAGAGCUUGCAAUGGAUGAAGGACAACAAUAUCACAGAUAUCCUGGACCUCACUUUCACUGUUAACGAAGAGGUUUUUGGACAGGUCACGGAAAGGGAGUUGAAGUCUGGAGGAGCCAACACGCAGGUGACGGAGAAGAACAAGAAGGAGUACAUCGAGAGGAUGGUGAAGUGGCGGGUGGAGCGCGGCGUGGUGCAGCAGACGGAGGCUCUGGUGCGCGGCUUCUACGAGGUGGUAGACUCGAGGCUGGUGUCCGUGUUCGACGCCAGGGAGCUGGAGCUGGUGAUCGCUGGCACUGCAGAAAUCGACCUGAACGACUGGCGGAACAACACCGAGUACCGGGGAGGCUACCACGAUGGGCACCUGGUGAUCCGCUGGUUCUGGGCCGCGGUGGAGCGCUUCAACAACGAGCAGAGACUGCGGCUGCUUCAGUUCGUCACGGGCACAUCCAGUGUGCCCUACGAAGGCUUCGCGGCCCUCCGGGGCAGCAAUGGGCUCCGGCGUUUCUGCAUAGAGAAAUGGGGGAAGAUCACGUCCCUCCCCAGGGCGCACACAUGCUUCAACCGGCUGGACCUUCCGCCGUACCCCUCCUACUCCAUGUUGUAUGAAAAGCUGUUGACAGCAGUAGAAGAAACCAGCACCUUUGGACUUGAGUGAGGAUAUGGGACCUCGCUUGGCAUUUUCCUGGCCAGUGACAUCACCCUUCCUGGGAUGAUCCACCCUUCCCUUUCCCUUCAUCAACUCUCCUUUGAUUUUGGUAUUCCAUGAUUUUUAUUUUCAAACCAAAUCAGGAUUGACAAAAGCUGUGCAUGAAGAACUGCCUUCUUCUAAGAUCUAACCUUCAGGCUUCUCUCCUCUGUUUUCAAUGAACUGCUAGCCUGUAUGCAAUAUUAAAAAAAAAAACAACAGCUGUCUAAAGGUCUGUGUAUAUCUCCACAUACCUCCAUUAUUAACAAUGAAAUAUGAAUGCAAGUUACGCUACACUUGACCAAAUGGUAAUAAAUGUUUACUUCCAUUUCUAUCAUUUAAGGGGAAAUUUGAGCAUUAAGCAUUCCAAGCUUUUAUAUGCCCAUGUCUUCUGAGCAGAGCCACCAUUUUUUAUAAUUUCCAACAACCAAAUCCAGAGCUGAUCAAGUCUUUGUUUUCCUCCCUCUCCACUUUUCCCUGUGCAUACUCUCCAUCCAAAGGACAGCAGUGGCAAAACUGGAAUUUUUAUACAUUCAACUCAUGAAUCACAUGUGGCAUCAGUCCCCUCACCUGGAACUAGCCUAGA
This is a messenger RNA of Microcebus murinus (gray mouse lemur), 9707 nucleotides long. NCBI's taxonomy places the organism in Eukaryota, Metazoa, Chordata, Mammalia, Primates, Cheirogaleidae. The record is from RefSeq and is a predicted model, not a curated record.